AUGGGUCUCACAUUUUCGAAGCUGUUCGAUAAGCUAUGGGGAAAGAAGGAGAUGCGCAUUCUCAUGGUCGGUCUUGACGCUGCCGGAAAGACCACCAUUCUCUACAAGCUCAAGCUCGGUGAAAUCGUCACCACCAUCCCCACCAUCGGUUUCAACGUCGAGACCGUCGAGUACAAGAACAUUCAGUUCACCGUGUGGGAUGUCGGCGGUCAGGACAAGAUCCGUCCUCUGUGGAGGCAUUACUUCCAGAACACCCAGGGUAUCAUCUUCGUCGUUGACAGCAACGAUCGCGACCGUGUUGUUGAGGCGCGUGAGGAGCUCCAGCGCAUGUUGAACGAGGACGAGCUGCGGGACGCUCUCCUCCUUGUCUUUGCCAACAAGCAGGAUUUGCCUAACGCCAUGAACGCCGCUGAGAUCACCGACAAGCUUGGUCUUCACAGCCUCCGACAACGUGCCUGGUACAUCCAGUCGACUUGCGCUACCUCCGGUGACGGUCUCUACGAGGGUCUCGAAUGGUUGAGCAACUCUCUCCGCAAGGCCGGCCACAACUAA
Messenger RNA from Alternaria triticimaculans, 552 nucleotides. RefSeq lists its product as uncharacterized. The coding region runs from base 1 to 552 and encodes 183 amino acids. NCBI's taxonomy places the organism in Eukaryota, Fungi, Ascomycota, Dothideomycetes, Pleosporales, Pleosporaceae. The record is from RefSeq and is a predicted model, not a curated record. Gene Ontology annotation, cellular component: cytoplasm; plasma membrane. Gene Ontology annotation, biological process: vesicle-mediated transport; intracellular protein transport. Gene Ontology annotation, molecular function: GTPase activity; GTP binding. The transcript is spliced from 4 exons.